AUGCCCUCCCCAAAAGUCCUCAUCAUCCUAACCUCCCAAGCCGAAAUCCCAGCCAACCGCGCCGAAACAGGCUGGUAUCUUCCCGAACUCGCCCACCCCUACCAAAUCCUCAAACCGAAAGUCGACAUCAGCAUCGCGUCGCCACAAGGCGGCGAAGCGCCCCUCGACCCGCACUCGGUGAAGGCGUUUGAAAACGACGAGGUCUCCAUGUCGUUCAUGCAGAAUGAGAAGGCCGUGUGGGCGAAUACGUAUAAGAUUGCCGAGGUGAUUCCGAUGGCGGGGGAGUUUGAUGCGCUUUUUUAUGUGGGGGGGCAUGGGCCUAUGUUUGAUCUCCCGUCCGAUCCGAGGUCGUUGGCGCUGAUACAGAGCUUUGCGGCGGCGAGGAAACCCAUUGCGGCGGUUUGUCAUGGGCCGGCGGCGUUGCUGAAUGCGACUACGCCUUCUGGUCUGCCGCUUCUGUCCGGGGCGACGGUUACGGGGUUUUCUAAUGGCGAGGAGGAUCAGGUUGGUAUGUCGGCUUUUAUGCCGUUUCUGCUUGAGACGGAGUUGAAUCGUAUCUCUGGGGGAAUGUAUGUCAAGGAGCAUCCGUACAAGGAGAAGGUGGUGGUUUCCAAGACAGCAGGAAUGGAGGGACCGUUGAUUACGGGGCAGAAUCCGCGGAGUGCGGCUAGAGUGGCCAACGAGAUUCUCAAGGCGUUGGGGCUCGAUCGUCAGUAG
Molecule: messenger RNA, 717 nt
Organism: Aspergillus wentii DTO 134E9
Lineage: Eukaryota; Fungi; Ascomycota; Eurotiomycetes; Eurotiales; Aspergillaceae
Product: ThiJ/PfpI family protein
Exons: 3
Coding region: 1-717 (238 amino acids)
Molecular function (GO): glyoxalase III activity
Source: RefSeq, a predicted model, not a curated record